This is a messenger RNA of Peromyscus eremicus (cactus mouse), 4695 nucleotides long. RefSeq names its product kinectin 1 (gene Ktn1). Gene Ontology annotation, cellular component: endoplasmic reticulum membrane. Lineage: Eukaryota; Metazoa; Chordata; Mammalia; Rodentia; Cricetidae. Gene Ontology annotation, biological process: protein transport; microtubule-based movement. Bases 175 to 4227 code for a protein of 1350 amino acids. The record is from RefSeq and is a predicted model, not a curated record. Gene Ontology annotation, molecular function: kinesin binding. The transcript is spliced from 44 exons.
CCCGCCCCGAAGCCGCCCGUUUCCUGCGGGGCGGCGCGACGGCACCUGAGCUACUGCGGCGGGGCCUCGGAGCGAGCGCGCGGAGCCGGCUGUGGAGGAGCCCGCGCCGCCGCGUCGUCCCGGCCUGGUUCCCGGCUGCGCAGGAUUUCAUAGGCUCACGUUAAGAAAAGCACCAUGGAGUUUUAUGAGUCAACGUAUUUUGUUGUCCUUAUCCCUUCAGUAGUGAUUACUGUCAUUUUCCUUUUCUUCUGGCUUUUCAUGAAAGAAACAUUAUAUGAUGAAGUUCUUGCAAAGCAAAAAAGAGAACAAAAGCUGAUUUCUACAAAAACAGAUAAAAAGAAGGCAGAAAAGAAAAAGAACAAAAAGAAAGAAGUCCAGAAUGGGGCCAUUCAUGAAUCUGAUUCUGAGAAUCUACCUCGGGACUUUAAAUUAUCUGAUGCUUCAGCCAUGGAGGAGGAGCAGUUUGUACCUGCUCCAUUGAAUGUGUUUGAAACUUCCAGCAGUGUUAAGGAAAGAAAGAAGAAGGAAAAGAAACAAAAGCCUUCACCUGAAGAGCAGACCAUCAAAGAAAGUGAUACAUCAAAGAUUCCAGGCAAAAAAGUGGAGCCCGUCCUAGUUACAAAGCAGCCGGCCCCACCUCCUGAAGCAGCUGCCUUGAAGAAGAAAGCAGGGCAGAAGAAGUCUAAAAAUGGCAGCGAUGACCAAGAUAAAAAGGUGGAAAUGCUGAUGGCACCUUUAAGAAAGCAAGACAUGCCACUCCUCCAUCAAGAGACUAAACAGGAAGGUGGCUUGGGAAAGAAGAAAGGUCUGUCAAAGAAGCAGAAGACAGAAAAUGUCUUGGUAGAUGAGCCCCUUAUUCAUGCAACUACUUACAUUCCUUUGAUGGAUAAUGCUAACUCAAAUCUUGUGAUGGAUAAGAGAGAAAUUAUUGAUAUGAUUAAACCUGACCAUGUAGAAGGGAUCCAUAAAUCUGGAGCUAAAAAGCUGAAGAUUGAAACUGACAAAGAAAAUGCUGAAGUGAAGUUUAAAGAUUUCCUUAUGUCCUUGAAGACUAUGGUGUUUUCUGAAGAUGAGGCUCUUUGUGUUGUAGACCUGCUGAAGGAGAAGUCUGGUGUGAUAAAAGAUGCUUUAAAGAAGUCGAAUAAAGGAGAAUUGAGUGCCCUUUUGCAUCAGCUUCAGGAAAAGGAAAGGCUGCUCUCUGCUGUGAAGGAGGAGGCCACUGCCACAAAGGAGCGCUGUAAGCAGUUGACGCAGGAAAUGAUGACAGAGAAAGAAAGAAGCAGUGUAGUUAUAGCAAGGAUGAAAGAUCGGAUUGGGACACUAGAGAAGGAACAUAAUGUGUUUCAGAACAAGAUGCAUGUCAGCUACCAGGAGACGCAGCAGAUGCAGAUGAAGUUUCAGCAAGUUCGGGAACAAAUGGAAGCAGAGAUAGCUCAUUUGAAGCAGGAAAAUGGUAUACUGAGAGAUGCUGUCAGCAACACUACAAACCAGCUGGAAAGCAAGCAGACUGCAGAGCUGAAUAAACUGCGCCAGGACUGUGGGAGGCUGGUGAGUGAGCUGAACGAGAAGACAGGGAAGCUGCAGCAGGAGGGAGUCCAGAAGAAGAACGCGGAGCAAGCAGCUGCCCAACUGAAGGUUCAACUACAGGAAGCUGAGAGGAGGUGGGAGGAAGUUCAGAGCUAUAUCAGGAAGAGAACAGCAGAGCACGAGGCCGCGCAGCAAGACUUACAAAGUAAAUUUGUGGCCAAAGAAAAUGAAGUCCAGAGUCUGCAUAGUAAGCUCACAGACACAUUGGUAUCAAAACAGCAGUUGGAGCAAAGACUAAUGCAGUUAAUGGAGUCAGAGCAAAAGAGGGCGAGCAAAGAAGAGUCUUUGCAAAUUCAAGUUCAGGAUAUUUUGGAACAAAAUGAGGCUUUGAAAGCUCAGAUUCAACAAUUCCAUUCCCAGAUAGCUGCCCAGACCACCGCUUCAGUUCUAGCAGAAGAAUUACAUAAAGUGAUUGCAGAAAAGGACAAGCAGCUAAAGCAGACUGAAGAUUCUUUAGCAAGUGAACACGACCACUUAGCAAGCAAAGAGGAGGAGCUUAAGGAUAUACAGAAUAUGAAUUUCUUAUUAAAAGCUGAAGUGCAGAAAUUGCAGGCCCUGGCUAAUGAACAGGCUGCUGCAGUCCAUGAGGUAGAAAAGGUGCAGAAAAGUAUUCAGGUCAAGGACGAUAAAAUAAGAUUGCUUGAAGAGCAGCUGCAGCAUGAAAUUGCAAGCAAAAUGGAAGAAUUUAAGAUUCUGAACGACCAGAACAAAGCAUUACAGCUGGAAGUUCAGAAGCUGCAGAUCGUCGUUUCUCAGCAGCCUAAUAAAGAUGUUGUGGAACAAAUGGAAAAAUGCAUUCAAGAAAAAGAUGAGAAGUUGAAGACGGUAGAAGAAUUACUUGAAACUGGACUCAUUCAGGUGGCCACUAAGGAGGAGGAGCUGAAUGCCAUAAGAACGGAAAACUCAACCCUGACAAAAGAAGUUCAAGAGUUAAAGGCCAAGCAGAGUGAUCAGGUUUCUUUUGUGUCUCUAAUUGAAGAACUUAGGAAAGCGAUCCAUGAGAAAGAUGGACAGAUCAAGUCUGUGGAAGAGCUUCUAGAAGCUGAACUUCUCAAAGUUGCUAAUAAGGAGAAAACUGUUCAGGCUUUGAAACAGGAAAUAGAGGUUCUAAAAGAAGAAAUAGGAAAUGCCCAGCUUGAAAAGGCUCACCAGUUGUCUGUCUCUUCUCAAGUUCAGGAGCUUCAGAACUUGUUAAGAGGCAAGGAAGAACAGGUGAACACCAUGAAGGCUGCUUUGGAAGACAAGGACAAAGACCUGAGGGAUAGAGGGAAGUGGAUACAGGAUCUUCAAGAAGAAAACGAAUCUCUGAAGGCUCAUGUUCACGAGGUAGCACAGCCCGAUUUGCCAGAGGUAUGUUCGACAGCACGAUUUGAAGAACUUGAAAAUAUGUUGAAAGAAAAGGAAAAUGAAAUUAAGAGAAUAGAAGAUAUAUUAAAAGACACAGAGAGUGAUCUUUCCAACAAAUCAAAGCUGUUACAGGAGGUACAAGAUGAAAAUAAAUUAUUUAAAUCCCAAGUUGAACAGCUUAGUCAGCAGAAUCACCAACAGGCAUCUUUUCCCUCUCAGGAAGAAUUACAAACAGUAAUUUCAGAAAAAGAAAAAGAAUUAACUAAUCUUCGCAAUGAAUUAGAUUCUUUGAAGAAUGCUGUUGAACAUCAGAGGAAGAAAAACAAUGACCUUCGGGAGAAAAACUGGGAAGCAAUGGAGGCAUUGGCAUCAACUGAAAAAAUGCUGCAGGACAAAGUGAACAAGACUUCCAAGGAAAGACAACAACAAGUGGAAGCUGUUGAGUUAGAGUCCAAAGAACUUCUCAAAAGAUUAUUUCCAAUGGUGUCUGUUCCUUCUAAUUUGACUUACACUGAAUGGUUACGUGGCUUUGAAAAGAAGGCAAAAGCAUGUGUAGCUGGAGCUUCGGAUGCAGAGACGGUCAAGGUUUUGGAACACAGAUUGAAAGAAGCUGACGAGAUGCACACACUGCUACAGCUAGAGUGUGAAAAAUACAAAGCCGUCCUUGCAGAAACAGAAGGGAUUUUACAGAAGCUGCAGCGCAGUGUAGAACAAGAAGAAAGUAAAUGGAAGAUUAAAGCUGAUGAGUCACGAAGGGCUAUUAAGCAGAUGCAGUCCUCCUUUACAUCCUCAGAGCAAGAGCUGGAGCGACUGAGAAGAGAGAACAAAGAUAUGGAAAAUCUGAGGCGGGAACGAGAACACUUGGAGAUGGAGCUGGAGAAAGCAGAGAUCGAACGAUCAACUUACGUGACAGAAGUCAGAGAGCUGAAAGAUCUGUUGACUGAAUUGCAGAAAAAACUUGAUGACUCAUAUUCUGAAGCAGUAAGACAGAAUGAGGAGCUUAACUUGUUGAAGACACAAUUAAAUGAAACACUCAAAAAACUUCAAAAUGAACAAAGUGAGAGAAAGAAGGUAGCUGAUGAUUUGCAUAAGGCUCAACAGUCAUUGAACUUCAUCCAUUCAAGAAUUUCACUAAAAGCUGCUGGUGACUCUACUGUUAUUGAGAACAGUGCUGUUUCCCCAGAAACGGGGUCUCCUGAGAAAGAGACGAUGUCUGUGAGUCUCAAUCAGACUGUGACACAGUUACAGCAGUUGCUUCAGGAAGUGAAUCAGCAACUCAUGAAGGAGAAGUGAUUCUGGCUGCGGGAGUGAAGUAAUUGGGAAAUUACUCGUUAGAAGUUAACAGAAGGCGUUGUAUUAUAUUUUGCCAAAUUAAAGCCUUAUUUAUGUUUCACCCUUUCUACUUUGUCAGACACUGAACAGUUUGUCUUUUCUAACCCUUGUUAGACUACUGACUUAAAAACACUUUAAAAAGCCAACUCUGUAGACACCUCCAGAGUUUAGUUUUAUAAUAAAACUGUUUGAAUAAUUAGACCUUUACAUUCCUAAAUAUAAAAUAAAUGUAAUCUUUUACCUUAUUUUGGUCAAUUAAAUUGUUCCGAAGAUCAAAGUGGUGUAGACAACGUGAAAUUUAACAUUUUAAUACUGAUGUUGUACACUGCUUUACUUAACACUUGGGAAGUAACUGCCUCUGACAUCAACUCAAGGAAACACUUUUGUUGCUAAUGUAAUCAGCAAAUAAAGGGACACUUAUUAUUCAAA